Messenger RNA from Nerophis lumbriciformis (worm pipefish), 1224 nucleotides. Lineage: Eukaryota; Metazoa; Chordata; Actinopteri; Syngnathiformes; Syngnathidae. The record is from RefSeq and is a predicted model, not a curated record.
AUGUGCAAGAUGAAGGAGUUGGUGGCACUUUUGCUUGUGGCUGUGCAAAUUCAAAACGUCAAGCCCGUGAUUCACACGCUCAAGUAUAUCCGCACAGCGUCGUCUCAAAUUCCAAACUUCCCAGAGUACUUGGAGGUGGGUUAUGUUGACGGUGUUCAGAUUACCCACUACGACAGCAAGAGCAGGAAAUAUCGACCCAAACAGGAGUGGAUGAACAAAAUCACAGUUGAGGAUCCGCCCUACUGGGAGAGAAACACACAGAAGAAUAUUGGUAAUCAGCAGGUGGCUAAAGUCAGCAUUGAAAAUCUUCAAAAGCGCUUCAACCAAACUGGAGGUGUUCACAUGUUCCAGAAAAUGUAUGGCUGCGAAUGGGACGAUGAGACCGGCGAUGUGGACGGUUGGCAACACUACGCUUACGACGGAGAAGACUUUAUAUCGUUUGAUUUGAAGGGACUGAGGUGGAUCGCGGUCAAGCCACAAGCUGUCGUCACCAAACACAAGUGGGAACAAUUUGAUCUUCAAUACCGGAAGCAUUACACCACUGAGAUUUGCCCUUCCUACUUGAAGAAGCACGUUCGCAAUGGGAGGGACUUCCUCAUGAGAACAGAGCUUCCGCGGAUCUCCCUGCUGCAGAAGACGUCGCGGUCGCCGGUGACCUGCCACGCCACAGGAUUCUACCCCAGGGAGGUCGACCUGUUUUGGAAGAAGGAUGGCAAGCAGCUCUUUGAGGAUGUGGAGAUGGGCGACACCCUCCCCAACCACGAUGGGACCUUCCAGACCACCGCCGACCUCAAAGUGGUGGACGCCAACGCCAAAUACGAGUGCGUCUUCCAGCUGGCCGGCGUCCCAAAGGACGUCGUCGUCCCGCUGGACCACGCGAAGAUCCUGAGCAACGAGCGCAUUGAAGCGGAAGAAUGGAGGAAGACGGCGCUGCCUGUCAUCAUCUCGUUGGUGUCCCUCGCCCUGACUCUCACGAUCCUUGUCGUCGUCGUCGUCAUUGUUGUCCAACGCAAAAAAGCCAAAUACACCAAAGCUGCCAAUUCUGAGCAAUCCUCCUCCGAGAGCGCUCCUGAAACCGCUUCUUCUACCGACGAGUCCCUUUUAGCCAAGCUCGCUCCCGACGGCGAGCAGGAGACGCCAGAGGAGUUGAGCACCAGCGACCAGUCGGCGUCCCAGAGCAGCAGUCGCCUUUGCCCGACGUCCACCCGAGAAUCGGACGUGUGA